AUGAGCGAGAGUUUAUCGGUUGAUGAUGCGCCGACGCUGCGUUUCCGACAGCUACAUCAGGAUCUAUUAGCGUUUGCUGGACAGAGUAUGACAGAUGAAGAUACACCAUUGUUCAUGACGAACCUCGUAGCAGCAGCACCGGAUCUGCUUGAGCCGUUAUCGUUGACACCAUGUAGCGCCUCGGAACGUGCGGCGCUUAAAGCCAAUACAGUGAACGUGAGUGGCAAACACGUAGAUGUUUCACCGCUUAUUCAACAGGAAAUUUGCAACCUCAGUGACGAGUUUCGUGUUAGUGAGAAGACGUGCCUUGAGUUUUGGCUCUUAGCUAGUGAGCAACAGCAGCGGGAGUCGGUCGAACGUACCGAUCAAUUACCGCCCGGUACGAUUGCUGACUCGGUACCGAACGCCGCGCGGUAUUUCUUAACGUCUGAGACAGAGUACAAGCUUCAUUUACUUAAAGAGUUAUUGCGUCUACGUCUUGAGACGAGAUUGGACAAGCAACGUGCACAAUUUCUCGUCACGUAUACAAACAAGCUGUUAACAGAAGAUCUAGUGUCGAAGCUGGUCAAUGCUUUUGAUAAUGAACUGGUACAGCUUGCACAAGUGCCUCGGAUGGAGCAAAGUGUGAGCUAUUGGCACACGCUGGUAGCGGAUUGUUUAGUGUUUAUCGUGUCCAGUACGUUGAUGCUGGCGGAAGAAGUUGAGAAGCUUGCAAAGCUAUUGAAGACGUUGUGUGGACGGCUGAAUACUGUGGUGGCAAAGGUCUCACCACAUAUUGUGAACCUCUCGUCGUUCGCGCAGUUGUUUGAAGGUGGAUCCCUGGCAGGCACAUCGCCAGAAGGAGCGGUACGACAGGUAUCCUGUAUGUUGCAGACGACUACUGCAAUUCAGGUGGCGCUGUUUGCCGUGUUGUUACAGAAAAGUAGAAAAAUGGAUCGUGAAACAGGUAACAUGAAGAGUGGCAUUGCAUUGUGCCGACGAGAACACGCCCCCGUGGUAAAAGAGUUGCACCACAUUUUUUUCGAGGACGAGUGGGAACAGAAGAGUUUCCAGAGCGUUGCAGUACUCGCAUGGGCUGGAUUUCUUGCAGGUAAUGACGAUGGCAACAGCAGUAAUAGCAACGUCACUUUUGUUGAGGCAGAAGCUGCAACGCGGGCAGUCAAAAAGGCAAUUGAAGAACGCGUUUUUCAUACGUUGGUUGAGGUGCAACUUAAAUAUUUGCCAGAUCGAAAGCGUGAUCUACGGUUGUACAACAUUUACGAACGGAACUUUGAGCUUUUGUUCCGUACGUAUUCUUCCAAGAUGAUGAUUGACGUACCUACGGUCGCUGACAAGACCGCGCUAGCUGCUAUGCAAUCCGAAAGUAACGGUGAAGUAGCUGCGUGGACGGGUGACUGCCUGGAAAACAUUAUUGAUUUUGCAACAGCGUUGUGCGCUCGCAAUACAAUGUUCUGCUGUUCGUUUUGGCGCAGAACAAACCACGAGUUUGACUUUCACGGCAGCAAUGGUAGUGUUACCGAAAGCAAUGCAGAGGACGACCUGCGACAGCCUGAGUCACAUCCUGACAGUGUUGAUGGUGGAAAUUGUUACGAUUUUUUGGUCUCUUGCCGUGAUACUGCGCUUAAAAGUCCUGGAUGUCUAGCUGCAUAUUUACGAUUAGUUGCAUCCGCCGCGAGUGGACCAGAGUGUGCCCAGCAGGCAUUCCGCCACAUCAAGCAGAAUCCACCGCAACUUAGCUGGGAUCAGUUCUUUGUCGUGAUGGCAAAGUACCAGCGACUCCUUACAGAUGCUGAGAAACCUGCUGGAUAUUCACCGCUCAUGACCGUUGGCGUUACCCAUGGUGCUGGAAUCAAUAGCAGCACAUAUAAUAAUGUGAGCAGUACAGCGAACCCUGGCCCCCGAUUCAUUCGCCCUAAGGAAUUGGAAGCACUAGAAACCAUUCAGCUACUUAUUCAAAAAGUGAUUUCGGAUCAUCAGCUGGCACUCAUCUUCUUUCACAACCAUGAUUGGUCUCCAAUUCCGACAUUUGUAGCUUUUCUUCAGUGUCGCAUCCCCAGUUCGCUCAAGGGCUCGAUCAUGAGGACGCUCGCCGUCUUUGCACGGGUAUCGGACAUUGCGCCAUAUGUAUGGCGCCAAGUAGACGCGUUGCAAAUUUUGCGUACAACGGGGGAUACAUCAGUAUAUGGCAACCAGGAUAUCAGCUAUGAACUUGAGCAUUACGAGUCUUUGAGCAGGACGUACCCGGCAACGAGAGGGUUUGUUACACUACUGUACGAAUUGUUUGAAAACCCUCACGCCUGGAAGUCAUUCGAAGGUGACGGUCGUGUCGCUGCGAUUCAGUUCUACUUUGAGUUUUUGCUCGAACACGUAUUCCUGAAGUUUGACAUACGAAAGUAUGAGCGACAAGAAGAAAAGUGGGAUUUGGUGAACGGCACCCUCGCAAUUUUCAAGAAAAUCUUACGUAAUGCAGACACAUCAACCACCGAGGGUAGCUUAUCGUAUCAGGUGCUGGCUCGAUUCUUGUCGAGCAAUCCUUUGUUGAACAAAGUGUUAUCUAUUCUAUCUGGGGAUGGAGGUGUAGAGAAUCUGGAGAACACAUCGACGGAUAUGCACCUUGAGCAUGCAUUUUUUUACUGCCUUGACAUUGUCAAGCGCGAGACUGAGGUCAAGCACGGGUCCCUGAACUUUGUUAUUGAUGUAUCAAAAAAACCUAGCGAUACGUACCUGACCAAAACUACAGCAGUUGCUGCAUUGCGAGAACGGUGUGUGCAGCAUGCACUCGAGAUUGUGGUCUUGGUCCUGGAGAAGGACGUUCAAUUUGUGAACACCGAUCUCAACCGUCAACUUUCGCACGGGCUGCAAGUGGAGAUGAUGCACACUAUCUUGUGCCGUCACCGUUCAGACUUUGUGAACAUUAUCAAGUACAUAAAGUAUUCCAAGUCAACUCACAUUCCGCAUCUAUCAGCUGUAAUUCUCCGUCUGGUGAGCGCGCGCAUGAGCGGAGCUGACCUUGUCGACUUGCUUAUCGACAGCGAAGCAAGCGCAGAUAUUACAAUCGGCUACAUGAAUCGUUUGCUGAACCUUUAUGACGAUGAUGAAAACGAGCACGCCAAGAAUGAAACGGAUGAGCAAGAUACUGACCCCGAGUCUUGUAACCUACGAUCAUCGCGGAGACGGAAGCGUCAAGACAGCCGCACGAUAUCUUCUCCGUUCGAACUGUUUGCUCAAGAGACAUCCCCGCCUUCGAUUCGUGCUGCGAUUUUGGAUCUGCUUCUUGAAAAUUUGAACAAGCCGGCGCCGAACUUGGCGCAUCUCCUACUAGGCAAUGUAGGACAGCGUGGAGAUUUGAAUACUGCAAUAGUGCCAAUUUCUUACAUGAAGACUGGUCUCGCCGCUCUAGUCACGCUCGUAUCGAACGCGGACUUCGGCUUGGAGACACCAGAAUUGGCGGAGCGUUGCUACCACGUCCUGCAUCGUCUGAUAACUCAAGAGUUUUCGUCUCCGAAUACUAUAACUGCAUUGGAAAGUGCUCCAAACGACUACUUCGUCUCUCAGAUCCAGUUGUUUAGUCGGGUCUACUGCGUAACAAGGAGAAAGACGGCUGCUGCUACUAUUGCUGAGCUGAACAUGCGCGGGUGGUUUUUUAAAACACUAGCGGUGUACCUGCAUGUGGGACUGCACAAAGAGCCCCCGCACAUGAAGAAGAUCAACAAGCUGAUGAGACAGUUGCUGUCCGUAUCAGUAGGCAGCCGUAAUGACCAUCAUGCUAUUGAACCAAUGUUGCUGAUUCAGCUACUUGAUGAAUGUUCGUUCCACAUCUCUCCGCCGCCAGUGCCGACAAACCAGCACGUGGUGGCCUUGGCUGAACAGAUGACCGCGACUGUGGAGCUGGGUUGCUACUACAAGUGGCUAAAAAUUGAUGUUGAGCGCUUUUGCCAAGCGCUUCAGACACUUGAUUUGACGACAACGGAUGACGGGAUGGGCGAUUACUAUUCAUUGUCAAGCAAAAGGUUUCGCGUGAAUGGAGAUGGUACCAGCAGUUCUAGCACAGAGGCAGCCGCUGAGAGGUUUAUCCAAUGGGCCAUCCAAUGGAACAUUUACUCGGAGCGAAUUGCUGCUGAAAGCCAUGCUUUGAAUUCGCUUCGCGAGCUUAUGGAGGUGAUUGUGCUGGAAUACCUUGUAUUGCCCCGCGAACAAGAACUCGAGACACCAGAAAUGUGGCAGGGGUUGGAUGCUGUUGCGUCCGCAGAAGGGCGGCUGGAACUGAUGAGCGGUAUUGUGGUAGCGGUGCUGAGUAAACUGGGUGAGAAGGCAAGUGCCUCUGCUCAGUUGUUUGAGAUUAUUUCUAGGAUCGCUUUGAUGGUCUUCUCGCAGCUCAGCUAUACCGAAGAUGAGAGCCAGCCGUUGGCUUUACCAGCGAGCCGUCAUCGCCAAAGCAUAGGCUUCCUAGAACUGCUGUUUCGUUCCAUCUACAGCAGCGCUGCAGCGACAGGAAACCCGUCAGCUGCACGCAGCUCUCGAACACUUUUGUACUCCUGCGUUGUUCACGUGCUGCAUACGUUGCCGAGCAAUGCUUCGCAGGAUUCGGUCUCGUCAAAAUCUGGUUUCGUGAGCUCUGCGUUAAGUCAGGACCAGCGUGUUCGACACCUUCUUACCAACCAGGUUGUCGAUUUGAUUUGCAAGGAUGCAAGUGAUGGCGAAGAUACUCUCAGCAUGGCACUAGCAGUGUCAACGCUAGAGUCUUUGAUCGCUUUUGUAGACGACUCAUCACUUGUCUCAAUAUUCCGUGAACGUGGCUAUCUCUUGCACUUCAUUGACAUCUUCAAGAAGAUCAGCGAGAUGGAUGCAGUCGCCUUUGAACGAAGUAACGGCAGUUCAUCCAUGGUGAGAAGCAGUGUCCUUCCUCAUGGACUGGAUACUACAACCAUUGGCACGAUGUAUGAGUGUUUUUUGUCGCUCUUCGCCCGGGUUGCUGGGUCACAGGAAGGAGCAGUAGCUCUGUUGGAAGGUGGCUUGGUUCGUGUACUAUCCGAUGCUCAUAACCUACCAACACAUCGACCACAGUAUUUUGCCCAGAAUCAGCAAAACACUGUACCAUCCUCUACUGCAUCCAUUACAGCUUUCGAGCGCGUUGAGGCUGUAUACUACCGUAAGUGGCUUCCCGCUGCGCGUCUGCUAAGCGCAAGCUGUGCAUCGUUGCCUAAGAACCGCACGCUUACUAGCCAAGUGCUCUAUUUCGUGAACAAAAACCGGAAGCUGUUCACAUCAGCGCUGAAGCUGUGCUCAGGCGGCUUGCAGUCGCAGCCGAUCUCUGUCAAUCUUCUCCGCGAGGUAUCGUACGUGACGUUCGUCUUUCGCUACGUUACUCAGUUUCCUGACUUGUGCGAUCAAACGCUGGCAACAGCCAAGUGGGAGAAAACCUCACAGUUGAUUCUUCAGGUCUUCUUGUGCUACAGCGCAGAACUGGUGCCUCCCAGCGGCGACGACGAUGAAAUGAGUGACAGAAAAAGCGUUUCGUGGUGGGACAACAAGACUGCGUCUUCUGCGGAGGAACAACGCAACGCGGCCAUUCAGCACUUCUCUUGUCGAAGUUGCGACGAUAGACUUUUGGAGCAAUGUGAUGCUGCAGCCAUAAAGUCCAGUGGCAGCGCAAGUCUGCUGCACAUGUCCUUGCUGGACGAGGAAAAGCUGUACGCGUCUCGAAUGAUUUUGUGCAAUGCUGCGGCUUUCUGCUCGAGUCGAAUGAUUCUCGCAGUGGGCGAGGAUAAUGCCGGUCGCGCUGCUCCGCUGUUGUCAAUCGCGAACAAAGCACAGUUGCAGAAUCGAAACCAGUUCCCAUCCAUGUCCUCGGUGGACCAACGCGCAUUUGUGGCGGCUACAGACCCGCUGUGGACUCUUGCUCCGUCACUUGAUGAGUUUACGGCGCGCUUUGACUCAGUCGUGUUCGCUCUAGAAACGAGCAAGCAGCUGGUGAAUGCGCUUACAGCUCUCAAGAACGAUGCUGCUUCGGUACGCUCGAAUUCUGUUUCUUCUGCGUCGUCGCAGCGAUCUCUUCGCCGGUGCGAGCACGAGUGUGAUACUACACCACUAGAGAAUGUACUAGAGUACCACACCGACAGCUUGGCGUUCAUUGUGGAAAAUAUGCUUGUGGUGCUGCUUCUACACUUCGCACACUACCUAGGACGAUCGGAAGCGGCAGCCAACAAGGGCGUUGUGCAACAGACACUUGGCAAAGUGCUUGCCAUCGUCAGCGACAUCGAGAACAACCCCUUCAUCCACGCUAUUGCUAGAAAACUGCGGGACUUAGCGUCGAGCACUAGUUAA
Molecule: messenger RNA, 6324 nt
Organism: Peronospora farinosa
Lineage: Eukaryota; Oomycota; Peronosporomycetes; Peronosporales; Peronosporaceae
Source: the annotation of a GenBank genome assembly